Symsagittifera roscoffensis is the source of this 4724-nucleotide messenger RNA. RefSeq lists its product as uncharacterized. The record is from RefSeq and is a predicted model, not a curated record. Gene Ontology annotation, molecular function: protein binding. NCBI's taxonomy places the organism in Eukaryota, Metazoa, Xenacoelomorpha, Acoela, Convolutidae. Bases 561 to 4658 code for a protein of 1365 amino acids. The transcript is spliced from 15 exons.
UAACAAGAUACAAGAUCCAAAUCUUGGAUCCGCCUCUCGAGAUCGCCUCUUCGAUGUCCCAAUUCUCAGUCACAAAUCUUUCCUGACACUAUCCAAAAGAAAACAAUCCUCCCAUAGAUCAGCUGGAUGCACAUGUUGUACCAUUCAAUCCAGCCGCCAUACAAAAAUUGAACACUGUCAUCACACCACAUUUAGUUGAUACACUCUACCAGUUUAUACUGUAUAUUGCUGUAUACAGGACGAGCAUGUGCUUCUACAGUACGAGUACACCUUGCGAGCAGUGAAACGUAGCGGUGUAAUAAAUACACAAACAUGAAAGCAACAAACAAUCUCGUCAAUACUAAACGAUGACCAGAAUUUGAACGUAUACUCCAAGUUGAUUCUUUACAAUCAAUCAAUUUUAAUGAAUGCUUAAAAUUUUGAUUAUCUGUGACUUUUGCGCGGUUUUUAAAUUGGGUGGUAAUCGUAAAAGACUCCAUCGAAAUCAAUGUUUCACCCAGCAAAGCAACUUUGCACUGACACAAUCGGAAAAAUUUAGCUGAAAUUUAUUAUUUGAGGUCAUGAACGAACACCGAGAUCACCUGGUGGCUCCUCGCAUCAGCAAUAAUGACGGUUCAACUUCUAAUGACGUCACAGUAAACCUGGACCAAUUCGAGCGAAGUGCUAGGGUAGUUCUUAACCAGUUCCUCACUUGUUACCCUGACAGCACUCACCCGGGAGCACAGCAGUUGCGACAACUUAGUGUCCUCCUGAAGGAUCCUGUGUUCAGAGAGAUUUACAAGUUCAACUGCGAAAACAAAGAACUGUUCAAACCAACGGUGCCGCCACAACAGUCGAAGAGCAUUUCACUUCCAGAUAACUUUUACAGAGUGCACUUCCCAGCCAGACCCGGUUCCUCAUGGGGAUUCAGCGUCGGCGGAGUGGAGCUGGAAAGGGACCCCAACGAGGUCUCAACUCCCACUCACGAACAGGUGUGCAAGCUAGUGGUGGACAGUGUCGAGGCUGCUGCUGUGGAUCGGAAGGAGGCACAUUUGAGGAUGUUAAUCAGACCUGGCGAUGAGUUGGUCCUCAUCAACGACUGCGUCAUCCAGAACCCAAAACAUUUCAAGACCAUAACAUCGAAACUAGCCGGUCGCCAUCAACCGGUCGAGUUUGUUUUCGAGCAAAAUCUACUCAACGAGUCUCAGUUACAUAAAUCAGUGAUUCGAUUCCAACAGCAAAAAUUAACUAUCAGCCUCGAAACGAACGAGAUCGGCGGGAGUUUCGGAUUUGCAAUUGUAACAUUAGACACAUUGACAGUGGUCGAAAAAAUAGUUGAAAACGGAAUUGCCUGGAAAGACGGAAAUCUUAGAAAAGGAGACAUCAUCCAAGCUAUCAGCAAUGUUCCGAUUCAUGGUUUGAACUCAAAUGAAGUGGUUACAAUUUUAAAAUCGUGCGGAAGAGUUGCUGAUUUGACAGUCAUCAGAUACCAGAGGUUCGACUAUCCUAUCCGGUUCGACCAAAAUCUGAACGAAUUCUUUCACGCUACUCUGGUGAAGCAAUUUGGUUCCCUAGGAAUCAACAUUCGGUCGCUCCCUGGAAGCAAAGACUUCAAAGACGAGCGACUCUUUAUAAAAGACGUCGUACCCGGAUCUCCCGCUGACAAAUGCGGCCUUAUCCAACCUAUGGACCAAAUAGUGGCCGUCAACGGGCAGUCAAUAAGUCACCUGACCAAAGACGAGUCUUUGACGCUUCUCAAGCAGAAUUCGAAAGAAGUCCAUUUAACUUUCUUAAGAGAAGCCGAAAUGGGUUCUCAGGAUGAUGAUUUGGACGAACCGAAUCAAGGGACGGUAGAAGAGAGGAUAAAGACACACCAGAGAAGAUUGGGCGAAGGUUUCGAAGUGCAGCAUUGUCAAGUAAUAGCUGAACAUCUGAUGUCUAUGGUGAAAGAACACAGCGAUCCAUCUACAGGUGCUCUCAAAUACAUCGUGGACCAGGUUCCCAAAAUUCGACACAACCAACAACCACAAGGUAGACCAACGAAUCUUAUCAACGCAUACCCCUUGGAGUCCGGAGACAAUCUUCUGGAAAUCGACGGGAUCCAAACAUGGAACAUGGAUCCUUUUAACCCAGCAUUUUCUCGCUUUUACGGUCCCCAAUUUGACAAACGGAGACACAUCACAGUGGUUUACAGUCGAAACAAUCGGAACUCUCAUUCUCACAGCAUUUUAAAACAUGAGCAAGAUGAAUUGCAAGGUCCAGAAUUUUCAAUGAAUCCAAUGUUUGGAAAAAUUCACGGUGGACCAAGCGACCCCACCAAUAAACCAGCGAGAGCAAGUCGGAGUCACAAAGAAACUCCACUUCAUGUCUACAAGCCGGACAAAUACAAUGAAAUCACAAGAUCGGAAUUCAAUGACACAACGGCAAGCAUGGUCCAUAGAUCUCAAUCAAACGAGCGACUCGUCAAGCCGAAACACAACAACGCUACUACUCCAUUCAAAGAGGCGACUCACUCAAGGUCAGAACAGCACAUCUACAGCUAUGCUAGAAAUCCACACAUAUCCGACCCUACAACACAGGGACCAUCAAAAGCUAAUGAACGUCAGCUGUCAAACAAUGAAAGAAUAAACGCGAGUGGAGACCCCACUAAUGAGUCCCCUGAAAACGACUACGACGAGCUGCGGAGAUCAAAAAUGACAGAAUAUCAGGAAAUCUUCCCUGACGUCGAACUAAGCUCAAUAUACUCCAAAACAGAGACAGCUGCAGACUCGCGCGCGAAUGCAAAUGAAUUGGAUCUCAGUUCUGUCAACUCAAGAGGCGAAGGCACUCUAGAAGCCGACAACAGUGUCAUGUUUGUGGAAGCAUCGUGGGAACCAGAGGCGAGCUUGUGCACAGUUAUGAAGAUUGAGGGAGAAAGCAUGGGUCUGAAGAUAUCUCAGAUUAACAUUGAAGAUGGAAGUCCAGCGAUUGUGGUACAAGAAAUCAUGGAGGGUGGGGAGGCAGAAAAAGCUGACAUCAUGGCUCCAAAUGACCGAAUAGUACAGGUCAUGAACUACGACACCUCAAAGUGCCUUGGCAAAGACUUCGUUAAUCUUAUGAAUCAUCUACACAAGGGGCCAAUCACCAUUGGUGUCCGCAAGUUCAUACCACUAAGGUACCACCAAAUCCAGGGAUCUGACCUGAUCGAGCAGGACAACGAGGAAGAUGAAGCAGACGGAAGUGAAUACGACAGUGAAUUUGACGAAGACGAAUUAGAAGACGACGAAAGACAUGAUAAUAUAACCGAAGAAAGCAUGAAAGAGGACAAAAGCGACAAGCCUCUGUUAAAAACCGCCAACAAAAAGAUGUUUGCAUUGCUUGGGAAUGAGGCGAAACCGGACGUGCGGAACAUCGGCAGAAGCGUGAAAUCGCAAUCUGAUUCCGAACUCGAGAAUGACCAAUUUGAUGGCCAUAAAAUCAAGCAGGAGAAGCGAAAGGAGUACCAAAUAUUGGACAACACAGUUUCCACAAAUAUCGAUGUCAGUUUCGACGCUCCCUCAAACAAAGUUGCUUACUCUCACUCCAAGUCUGGCAGUGAAAAGAUGGCCAACAUACGCGAGCGAGAUCCAAGUCGAGUCAAUAACAAUCACCUCACUUACAGAGUGACGAGCGCUUCUUCCGUCAAUCAGAGCAGAGCAAACGAAAGUCCUGGUACAACAAUAGUUCAAGACGAACUGUCAGAACUCAACGGCUCGCAACAGCCGGGGACUAUACGGAACGAACCAGAGGACAACAGCACUUUAUCACAGAUUACAAAAUGGCCAGACGAGCUAGUGAAGAACAUCGUGAUUGAGAAAAAAUCUGAGCAGCGAAUGGGCAUGGGCCUCGUCUCUCCUCACGACAAAGAGAGGCUGAUACCUUUCCACAAUGCCGGCAUGCUAGUCAGAACUAUCACGUCAGAUGGUCUCGUAGGACAGGAUGGACGACUGCAAGAAGGUGACUAUCUGGUGGCGAUUAACGGUUAUGAACUGGGCAGCGUACCGACAGAACUGCAGCCAAUAAUGCAGACGGCCGUCACAGAUCCCCGAUUUGUCAAUGCAGUAGAACUUCACUAUGUACCGGGAGAGGAAGCAGACUACUUCUUACAGACAGGCAACAUCAUUAGUCUCAAUUCUGAAGCCUCUACUCUUCGUGAAAGCCUGCACAGUGCGAACGCUGAGGAAGCCUACAUGGAAGAAGUUCCGAGUUCCCAAGAACGAAUUAAUGAACAGCCGGAAAACGUCGCCGAAUCCGACGCUCCUGAUUUCUCAACGAACACCUUUGUUUCCCCAUAUGCCUCUUCGGUUCAAAGCCAGGAACCCAGUUUCGAGCAGAUGACAUUGGGGCCCAAGAGAUUCGUCGAGAUAGUGAAAGCGGAAAACGAAUCGCUUGGAAUCAGUAUUGUCGACUAUGCCGCAAUUGGGAUCAUAGUUCAGAGUGUGAGAGAGGGGAGUGCUGCGGAUUUAAAAGGAGAAGACCGCAUUUAUCCAUGGGACAGACUGACCUCGGUCAACGGUACCGAUCUCACCAGGGUCACAAGAGAAGAGGCAAUCACUAUCAUUAAACAGUGCAGGUCUCAUUUGAGGUUCAUCGUCCAAUCAAUCAUGUUCUUGAACGACGAUCGAAAUACAAACGGAGACCAUGGAUCUGUUGAGUCUUGAAACUACAUUUAAAAAAAUUAGCACAAUAAAAUACAAAUGCACAAAUUAAAUUGACGAAUUCGCGAA